Molecule: messenger RNA, 924 nt
Organism: Suncus etruscus (white-toothed pygmy shrew)
Lineage: Eukaryota; Metazoa; Chordata; Mammalia; Eulipotyphla; Soricidae
Product: olfactory receptor 5AC1-like
Exons: 1
Coding region: 4-924 (306 amino acids)
Biological process (GO): G protein-coupled receptor signaling pathway; sensory perception of smell
Cellular component (GO): membrane
Molecular function (GO): olfactory receptor activity; G protein-coupled receptor activity; odorant binding
Source: RefSeq, a predicted model, not a curated record
AUAAUGGAAACAAACAGAUCACAGGUGGCUGCAUUUGUUCUCACAGGACUUACAGAUAUUCCAGAGCUUCAGAUCCCCCUGUUCGUGCUUUUCUUGGUAAUCUACCUCAUCACUAUGGUGGGCAACCUUGGACUUAUUUAUCUCAUUUGGAAGAACCCCCACCUUCACACCCCCAUGUACUUAUUCCUGGGCAGUUUAGCCUUUGCAGAUGCUUGGUCUUCCUCCUCUGUGACUCCAAAAGUGCUUGUGAAUCUCUUGUCUAAGAUUCACAUGAUCUCCUUGGUUGAAUGUUUCACCCAAUUUUAUGUUUUUGCUUUCAGUGCUACCACAGAAUGUUUUCUCCUUGUAGUGAUGGCUUAUGACCGCUAUGUAGCCAUUUGCAACCCUUUGCUUUAUCCAGUGAUGAUGUCCAACAGAGUUUGUACUCGGUUGAUAAGUGUAUCAUAUAUAAUUGGUUUUCUGCAUCCCAUAGUUCAUGUAGGAUUGCUAUUCAGGUUAACCUUCUGCAGAUCCAAUAUAAUACAUCACUUCUACUGUGAAAUCUUGCCACUUUUUACAAUUUCUUGCACAGACCCAUCUAUUAAUGCAUCAGUACUUUUUAUAUUCUCAGCUUCUAUACAAGCUUUUACUUUUAUGACCAUCUUAAUUUCCUAUACCCGGGUCCUCUUUGCCGUCCUGAAAAAGAAGACUGAAAGGGGCAGAAGUAAAGCUUUUUCUACAUGCAGUGCCCAUCUCCUCUCUGUUACUUUGUUCUAUGGUACUCUUUUUUUCAUGUAUGUACGUCCUGGGUCAGGUCCGGAUCAGUAUCAGGAUAAGAUGUAUUCUCUAUUCUACACAAUUAUAAUCCCUCUGCUGAACCCUUUUAUUUAUAGCCUAAGGAAUAAAGAAGUUUUAGGAUCUCUAAGAAAAUUGACAAAGCAAUAA